Messenger RNA from Schistocerca piceifrons (Central American locust), 1053 nucleotides. It is a transcript of the gene galla-2, whose product is annotated as MIP18 family protein galla-2. NCBI's taxonomy places the organism in Eukaryota, Metazoa, Arthropoda, Insecta, Orthoptera, Acrididae. The coding region runs from base 119 to 583 and encodes 154 amino acids. Gene Ontology annotation, biological process: iron-sulfur cluster assembly. The record is from RefSeq and is a predicted model, not a curated record. The transcript has 3 exons. Gene Ontology annotation, cellular component: cytosolic [4Fe-4S] assembly targeting complex.
GUUGAAGUUGACGUUUAAUGUAGUAACUCUGCCGAAUGCGUGUGUGUUUAUAAAUACGUACCCACCCAUUUGGUGAAAGCGAUAUAUCUACGUUGUGUUAUUCACUGUAUCCGACAAUAUGGAUAGGCUUGAAAAUAUAAAUCCGAAGCUCUACAGGAAAUGUGAAGAGCGGCAAAUAACUGAAAGUGAUGAAGACGAUAGUGUCACCGAUGAAUUUGAUUCUAGAGAAAUCUUCGAUCUUAUACGAGGAAUAAAUGAUCCAGAACAUCCAUUAACAUUAGAGGAACUUAAUGUUGUGGAGCUCGACAACAUAUCGGUGGAUAACAGCAAGAAUGAAGUGAAGGUGCUGUUCACUCCAACUAUUCCACAUUGCAGUAUGGCAACAAUCAUAGGACUUUCCAUAAGGGUACAGUUGUUGCGUGCAUUACCUCCCAGGUUCAAAGUCAGUGUGGAGAUUGCACCUGGUACUCAUGCUUCAGAAUCAGCUGUUAACAAACAACUAGCUGAUAAGGAGAGAGUUGCAGCUGCACUGGAGAACUCGCACCUGAUUGAAGUCAUUAAUCAGUGCAUCGUUACUCAUUAAGGACAUUGGUGCGAUAGUGUGCUUCAUGAGAACAACUUGUUUUUAUAAAGCAUUUGCAACUGUUGUAAUUGUGCUUGUUAUUUUAUUUGUGCAGCACAGUUGCGCAGUAGCACAGAUGCUGUGAUUUGCGGUUUUCAUAUGAAAUAAGAUAAAUAUUUUAUUUGCAAUGUUAGUAUUCCUGUGUGUCCCAAAUAAUUACUUCAGGUAAAUUCUUUGUGAUUCAUAAUUAAUUUUGUGUGUAUAAAGACCAUUAGCUUGAAACACUUACCUUAAGAAAUCGAAGACUGGAAAAACAUGUACCAUCAGAAAAGUGAUACCAUUAGUUAAUUACUGCAUGUUAUGGGAACUUUCUCAUGUUCAUGUCACAAAAAUUAGUGCGAGACAUUGUGAAUAUUUUUAACAAUAAUUGUUAUGUAAUAUUUCAUCUAUAUAUGAGUUUGAGUGUUAUUUAUUAAAUUUAUUGAACUUUC